Molecule: messenger RNA, 2331 nt
Organism: Ctenocephalides felis (cat flea)
Lineage: Eukaryota; Metazoa; Arthropoda; Insecta; Siphonaptera; Pulicidae
Gene: rt
Product: protein O-mannosyltransferase 1
Exons: 11
Coding region: 85-2331 (748 amino acids)
Biological process (GO): protein O-linked glycosylation via mannose
Cellular component (GO): membrane; endoplasmic reticulum
Molecular function (GO): dolichyl-phosphate-mannose-protein mannosyltransferase activity
Source: RefSeq, a predicted model, not a curated record
UUAAUUUGGAAAUAUGUGAAGCAAAUGCAUAUUAUAUUUAUUUGUUAAUGUUACACCGUUCUUGUACUUAUUGUGUCAUCAAGAAUGGAGAACAAACUACGAACAUCUAAUUCCAAAAAACCUGUGCAGGAAAAUGAAGAUUGUAACUCCAUUCGCGAAUUGAAUAUAAUAGAAGAUACUAGUCCUGUUUCAGUAGUAAUUGAACUUGAUAUUGUCUUUGUAUUAUUAUUUGUUAUUUCAAUUGCAACAAGGUUGUACAAGUUGGUUGAGCCAAAUCACAUAGUUUUUGAUGAACUUCAUUAUGGAAGAUACAUAUCUUUAUAUAUGAAAAGAACUUUCUUUUUUGAUUCACAUCCGCCUCUUGGUAAACAGUUAAUUGCACUGUUUGCUUAUUUUGCUGACUAUUCUGGAGAUUUCAAAUUUGAAAAAAUAGGACACAGUUACACGGAAGAUGUUCCACUAUUUUCAUUGCGUUUGUUACCAGCAUUAUGUGGAAGCCUUUUAGCCCCAAUUACAUAUAAAAUACUUUCUGAAAUGAAAAUAGCCAGAUGGGUUUCCAUUGUUGGUGGACUUCUGAUUAUUUGUGAUAAUGCUCUUUUAACACAGUCUAGAUUUAUUCUAAUGGAACCAAUUUUAAUGAUGUUUACAUUGUGCGGAACAUUGGCAUUGCUUAAAUUCAGGCAGUAUAACAAUUACACUAUUAAAUGGUGGUUAUCACUCAUUUUAGGGAUUGUUUUAUUGACAUGCGCUUUGUGUGUAAAAUAUGUUGGAUUUUUCUCCUGCUGGUUAGGUUUUUCAAUAGUGAUACGACAAUUUUGGAAGCAAAUAAGUGAUAAAACUUUAUCAUCAUAUGCAUUGGUAAAGCAAAUUUCAAUCAUAGUUGCUACUAUAUGUAUAGUAUCAUCUACAGUAUAUUUGAGCAUAUUUUAUUGCCAUUUAUCCAUAUUAAAUAAAGCAGGACCCCAUGACACCGUCAUGACAAGUGCUUUUCAGGCAUCUUUACAAGGUGGUUUAGCAUCAAUUACUGCAGGUCAGCCUUUAAAAAUUGGCCAUGGAUCUCAGAUAACUUUACGUCAUACACAUGGACGCACUUGCUGGUUACAUUCCCAUGCACAUACCUAUCCUAUCAGAUAUGCAGACAAACGAGGUUCAUCUCACCAACAACAGGUCACAUGUUACAGUUUUAAAGAUGUUAACAAUUGGUGGAUUGUAAAAAGACCUGAUCGAAAUGAUUUAACAGUUGGUGAUAAAGUUGAUAUAAUUAAGCAUAACGAUGUUAUACAGUUAGUUCAUGGAAUAACUAGUAGAGCACUUAAUAGUCAUGAUGUAGCAGCACCUGUUACACCCCAGUGUCAGGAAGUAUCAUGUUAUAUUGAUUAUAACGUGUCAAUGCCUGCACAAAAUUUAUGGAAAGUUGAUAUUAUUAACAAGGAGCAAGAAGGUGAUGAAUGGCAUACCAUUCAAUCACAGAUUAGACUUAUUCAUGUGCCCAGCAAUCAAGCACUUAGGUACACUGGAAGACAGCUGCCUGAUUGGGGAUUUAAUCAGCAUGAGAUAGUUACUGAUAGAAUUAUUGAUCAACAGGAUACUAUAUGGAAUGUCGAGGAGCACCGUUAUACAAAAUCUGAUGAUCAAAAAGAACGUGAAUUAGACCUAGUGAAUGCAGAAAUGAUUCCUACUUCAAAUACAGACCUUUCUUUCUGGAGAAAGUUUAUGGAAUUGCAGUAUAAGAUGCUAUUUGCAUCUCAAGAACCCCAAAGCCACAUGUACAGCAGCGAACCCUUACAUUGGCCAUUAAUGACCAGAGGAAUAGCAUACUGGGUGGAUGGAAAGAGCAAUGCUCAGAUUCAUUUACUGGGAAACAUUGUAAUAUGGUAUUCAGCAACAUUUUCUAUAAUGAUUUAUGUAUGUUUUUUAACUGUGUACUUACUUAGAAGAAGAAGAUUAUGUUAUGAUUUAAGUGAACAAGCUUGGUCCAAGUUUUUAUUAAUCGGCGAAAUAUGUUUAACUGGUUAUUUAUUUCACUAUAUUCCAUAUUUCUUUUUUGAAAGAACUUUAUUUUUACACCAUUAUUUACCAGCAUUUGUUUUCAAGGUUUUACUAUUGGCAUCUGUUUUAGAUCAUUUGUAUGAUUUAUGUAAGCAAGUUAAGAAAAAUUAUAUUAUGUCUUGUUUUAAAUUUAUUGUUAUGUUAUGGUUAUUUUAUAUAAUUUACAUAUAUAAAUACUUUACUGUUUUAAGCUAUGGAAUGACACAAUUAGAAUCAGAGGAUAUAUUGAAAUUAAAAUGGAAAGAAUCAUGGGACUUUAUAGUGCAUAAGCAUGUGUCAUGA